Molecule: messenger RNA, 4092 nt
Organism: Limulus polyphemus (Atlantic horseshoe crab)
Lineage: Eukaryota; Metazoa; Arthropoda; Merostomata; Xiphosura; Limulidae
Product: zinc finger protein 883-like
Exons: 5
Coding region: 273-2207 (644 amino acids)
Biological process (GO): negative regulation of transcription by RNA polymerase II
Molecular function (GO): DNA-binding transcription repressor activity, RNA polymerase II-specific
Source: RefSeq, a predicted model, not a curated record
CUUUACUGUGUAUUUCCCAGUUUGAUAAUUUUUGGUGAUGAGAGAAAUAUGAAAUCCAGCAUUUACGGUUGAAACAAAUUAGUGGUAUUAUAGUCAAAGAGCUCAAGUGGAGCAUUUAAAAGCAUGUAGUCAAGCUAUGUGAUUGGUUGAUUUCGAAAAUCAUAUGAAGAUUGUAUCCACCAUACAAUAAAGUUACAUGCCAGUAAACUGCAGAUAUGACUGCCCGUUCCAUUGGCUUUGGACAAUUUAAAGGGUGACAUAGAGAUGUAACCAUGGAAAUAUUGAGGAUGAAUGUAGAAUCUUUGUCAGAUGAGAAACAGAAUACUUUAUUUGAAGUCAAAUUGCUGGAAAGUGAAGAAGAAACUAGUAAGGCAUCACCCAGAGAAGCUGAUUCCUCAGAAAAAGGAUUUUGUCAUUCCAUUGUUGUCCUUGGAAAAGAGAAAGAAGAAAUAGAAGAAAAAUAUAAAGUAACAGAUGAGAUUGAGAAAACAUUUGUGAGAAUAAAAACAGAGCAACAUGGUGAUUUACCAAAAGAUGGCAUUAUUUCCAAGUUCAGUGAGAGUGAUGAUGACAUUCUAGAUUGUUCAGAAUAUGAUUAUAUGAAAGUUAAGAAAGAAAAUGAAGAAGCUAAAGAAGAACUACAACAAACUGUGUUUGGGUUUGAAGACGCAUCAUAUUUAAAGACCUACAUGACCAACCAAUGUGGAAACCAGUUUCCCACUUGUCUUACUUUCUCCAAAGACCUUUUUUGUAAAAAGACAGUAAUCUGUGAAUCUCAGAAAUCGAACAGUUGUUUGUUUGGCAAAGCUCGUUCAAAGGAGAAUAAUGAAAAUUGUGAACAAAUUUACCAUAAUGGAGUUGAACCAUACUAUUGUAUUGUGUGUGGUAAAGAAUUUAGAAACAGUAUUGAACUAAACAUACAUCAGAGAGAACACUCUGGGGAAAAACCGUUCAGUUGUGAUGUCUGUGGGAAAAAAAUUAAAACUAAAGCUAAGCUAGAAAUACACCAGAGGGGACACACUGGAGAGAAACCAUUCAGUUGUGAAAUUUGUGACAGAAAGUUUUCACAGAGUUCAUGUCUAAAAAGACAUGAGAUUACCCACAGUGGAAAGAAACUCUACAGCUGUGUUUUGUGUGGCAAGAAAUUUUCAAGAAAAGCUUAUCUAAAGGAACAUCAGAUUACUCACAGUGGGAAUAAACCAUACAGUUGUGAUGUAUGUGGUAAAGAAUUUGGAACAAAUGCUUCUCUAAAAAGACAUCAGAGAAUACACACUGGAGAGAAACCAUAUUGUUGUGAUGUCUGUGGUAAAGAAUUUGCAAGAAAUAAUAGCUUAAAACAGCAUUUUAAAAUGCACACUGGAGAGAGACCAUACUGUUGUGAUGUAUGUGGCAAAACAUUUUUCCGAAGGUCAAAUUUAAGAAAUCACCAAAUCAAUCACAGUGAAAAUAAACCAUAUAUUUGUGUGGUGUGUGGCAAAGACUUUGGGAGUAAAAGAGGUCUGAUACAACAUCAGUGGAUUCACACUGGGAAGAAAUUAUACAGUUGUAGCAUCUGUGACAGGGAAUUUGCAACCAGUUCAUAUCUAAAAAUACACUUGUUUAUACACACUGGAGAUAAACCUUAUAGUUGUGACGUGUGUGGCAAAAAAUUUGUAAUGCAAAGUUAUGUUAAUCAACAUCAAAAAAUACACACAGUGAAGAAACCAUACAACUGUGAUGUCUGUGGUAAAGAAUUUGCAAUGAAAAGUUAUGUCAAUAGACAUCGAAGAGUACACAGAGGUGAGAAACCAUAUAGUUGUAAUGACUGUGGCAAAAAAUUUGCAACAAAUGCUAAAUUAAGAAGACAUUGGAUGAUUCACACUGGGGAGAAACCAUAUAGUUGUGAUGUCUGUGGCAAAGAAUUUGGAUUAAAUGCUAAUCUAAAAAGACAUCAGAGGAUUCAUACUGGGAAGAAACCACAUACAUGUGAUGUUUGUGGAAAAGAAUUUGGAAGAUAUGCAAAUCUGAAAAGGCAUCAGAGGGUUCACACUGGGGAGAAACUGUAUAGUUGUGAUGUUUGUGGCAAAGAAUUUGGAAGAAAUGCUAUUCUUAAAAGACAUAAAAAGAUUCAUACCAUGGCUAAACCACACAGCUGUGAUAUCUGUAAGAAAAAAUUUGGAAAUAAUAGUAGUCUAAAAAGACAUCAGAGGAUACAUACUGAAAAAUAAAAUCAUAUUGUUGCAAUGCCUGUGGCAGAGAAUCUGGAAGAAGUAAUAGCUUAAAAAAAAGUGAGAAAUGCACACUUAGGAUAAACCAUAAUGUUCUGAUAUGUGUAUUAAACUAUUCAGAAAAUAUAAUAACCUAAAAAUCAGUAUAAAAUACUCAGGGAAGAAACCUUACAGUUUCGAUGGCAAAGUAUUUGGAAGCUUCAGAAAAUGCAUACACAGUGAAAAAUCAAUCAGAUGUAGUACCUGUGCCAAGUAAUUUUUCCAGAGCUUAUCUCUAAAUAAACAAUAGAUUUAGUGUAUUAGGGAAAAAUGAUCAAUUUUAUUAUCAGUAUGUAAGUUAUUAUUUUUUAAGCAGAAACAUAUAUAAAGGAACUUCAGAAGACAAACAUUCUCAAAAAACUGUACAGUUAUGAUUAUAUAAAUAAUUAAUCAUUGAUGACAAAAGUAACAUACAAUACACACUUUGGAGAAGUGAAACAGUUGUGAUAUCUGUGGUAUGGAAUUUUCCAAGAAUAUAGAUUUUAAAAAGCAUUUAUUGUGAAGCUUGUGGCAAAUAAUUUUUAUUGAUAAGACAACCAGAAGAAUAACAUUGAUUCUCACUGGGUUGAAACAUGUAGAAUAUGCAAAAGUGUAUUUACUUAUAGUUUAUUUUUCAACAAACUUCAGAUUACCUACAAUAGAAAAAAAGGGAGAAGCUGUAAUGUUUUAGUUAUGAAUCUGGAAAGACUAGUCACUUAAUAACAAUGUACACUUUGUAGAAACCAGAUAGACAUGAUGUGUCUGGUAAAAUGCAUAGAAACUAUAGAGAUUAUUUUAAACAUGCUACUUCUAUGUGACUAAUGAUAAGGUAAUAUGCAUCUUAAUGAUUGGUUUAUAAUAAUGAUAUUGUUAAAUGUGAUUUGUAUCUUCACUGCUUGAAAACUACAUGCUUGUAGUUCUGGCUAUCAAAACAAUGUAUCAAUUUUAACUAAAGAGUAAGAAAAAUAGUGAAUUUCAUCAACUAUUAUUUAGUACUUCAAUACACUUUUUUAAGCUAUAUUUAAAUGUACUGAAAUUUACAUGUUUAAAUGUAUAGUAAUUUUUACCAGUUGGAAGACACAGACAUAUGGACCUUAAUAACUUCUAAAUGAAAUCUUGUUAAUAUAUCAACUAAUUUCUUCAGAAUUGUUUAAAAUAAUAAUGAAGUCUGUUGUAGUUUGUUACUUUUGACUUAUGUAUGUACAUAUAAACUAAUGAAAAGGUUUUAAUUGCAUACUCCUGGCUGGACAACUUCAGUAAACUUACUUUGUGUUUGGUGUUCCAAUACAUUAUAUACCUUACCUUUUAGUCAAGAUUGUGGCUUUAUUGAUUCAAGCUCAUCUAGACAGUUGAAUGCAACUGGUAUAAAGGUAGUAUUAUAUGGUUAUCCUUUUGGUCAGUUCUAUAUGGUGCACAAAGGGGAAAGUUAAUAUGGUAUAAUUCAGUGAAAUGUAUAGCUCAGAAUGAAAAUAUUAAUAUAUUUCAAAAAUUAAUUUUAUUUCUAAGGGUAAAAGGUUUUUAAUUCUUAAAAAAAUUAUGAUGUUAUGUUUGAAAUGCUUGUGUGUUGUAUUGUACAGUUUACUUAGUUUGUCCAUGUUUCACUACAUGCAGUUGAUUAACGCUAACCAUUGUGUACAAGUAAACAAGUCAGGCUACUGGUAGUUGAACAUGAUGGUGAGCUUUAACUUUUCUUUUAGUCUCAUUGGUACAAAUAGCUUUUUAUAAUAAAAUACAACUUUAGAAAAUAUAUGUUGCACAGAAAAUUAUUCUGAUAUCAGUGUAAUAACAUCAUUUUUUACAAAAAUGUCAACUAGUUUCAUCUUGAUAUUUCUCAAUUUUAACUCAUAAAUUAUUGUACUUUUAAUCU